AUGGCGAUCUGUACUUAUAACGCACGUACGCUUGCAUCGGAAGCGGCCAUCGAAGAUCUGAUGAUGCAAGCCAAGAAGAUCAAGUACGACGUCAUCGGACUGACCGAGACGAGACGACGUCACCCUCUCAACGUCGUAUAUGAAACUGGAGAAGAACUGUUCUUAGGAACAUGCGACAGUAGAGGUGUUGGUGGAGUUGGCGUCCUCGUCAACACGAGUAUGGCAAAGAACAUCGACUCUUUUGAACAACUUACGACCCGAAUCGGACGUCUGCGGAUGAGAAGAUGUGGCCCAAUACCAGCUUUGACUAUCUUCGUCGUUUACGCUCCAACAUCAAGCUACGAAGAAGAAGUCGAAGCUUUCUAUAUGGACCUGGAGAAGUUCUACCAAGAAGAUCAUGCCUUCUACAAGGUCAUAGUUGGCGAUUUCAACGCUAAGGUUGGCCCAAGAAGAACGCCGGAGGAACUUCACAUCGGGACCCACGGCCUACAAUGGAAUGACCAGGGAGAGAGGCUCUCCGAGUUCAUCAUGACGACUAAGACCAUCCAUGGGAACUCGCAAUUUCAGAAGCCCUCUUCUUUACGCUGGACGUGGGAGUCACCCGGUGGAGGUUCUAUACGGGAUCGGACCAUCGAAUCCUCCGAGGAAGAUUUUCCUUCACAAGGAGAGCAGAGAAAGCCGCCAAGUUCAGAGAGAGAAAUCCCAGGACUACCAUCAACUGGGAUCUCUUCGCUACGCUGGCCGGCUUUUGGGAAGAUUCUGCAAUGGACAACAUCGACGAGAACAUCGGAAUAUGACCGGCUUGUCGAACACCUUCACGACUGCGCGAAGAAGGCUGAGAGUUUUAAAACCACCAGGAGGCGCCUGUCUCUUGAAACUCUUGAGCUGAUACGCCAGCGUGGAGCAGCACGAGCCGCAGGGAACCAAGAACUCACGUCCGAGCUCGCAAGGCUUUGCCGAGAGGCGAUAAAGGAAGACCUUAAAGAGAGAAGAGCAGAAGUGCUGGCUGAAGCUGCAGAGGCGGGGAAAAGCAUCCGCUAUGCCCGUCGAGACUUCGCUAGUCGCAAGACGAGGAUGACUGCUCUCCGGAACCCAAAGGGAACAGCCACUGCAUCGAGAAGGGGGAUGGAGAAAAUCAUCUACGACUUCUACUCUGAUCUCUUCGACAGCCAUGUCCACUUGCCUCCUCACCAUCUGAGGGAAGAUGGACAAGUCAUUCCAGAGGUUCUCCCGUCCGAAAUACGACAUGCUAUCAUGUCGGUAAGAAAUCGUACGGCACCCGGUCCCGACAGAAUAAGACCAGAACACCUGAAGAGCCUUCCGCCAGUACUCAUCAACACCCUGGCGAGGCUCUUUACACGUUAUCUGUCGGAAUGCAAGGUUCCUAAGCAGUGGAAGACCAGCAAGACCGUGUUGUUGUAUAAAAAGGGAGAUCCACAUGACAUCGGCAACUAUCGCCCAAUCUGCCUACUGUCCGUCAUCUACAAGCUCUUUACAAGAGUAAUCCUUAAUAGGAUUGAAAAAGUCUUGGAUGAAGGACAGCCAUGCGAGCAAGCAGGGUUUCGAAAAGGAUUCAGCACGAUUGACCACAUUCACACUGUUUCGAAACUCAUCGAGGUAUCACGAGAGUACAAGAUGCCGCUCUGUCUCACCUUCAUCGACUUAAAGAAGGCUUUCGACUCGGUUGAGACGGAAGCGGUCGUGGAAGCCUUGGACAACCAAGGCGUCCCUACUCAGUAUAUUAAGGUACUUCGAGAGUUGUACAGUAACUUCACGACCGGAAUUUCGCCAUUCUACAAGAACAUCAUCAUUGACGUGAAGAGGGGGGGUCCGACAGGGUGA
This is a messenger RNA of Necator americanus (New World hookworm), 1842 nucleotides long. RefSeq lists its product as uncharacterized. Gene Ontology annotation, molecular function: catalytic activity. The record is from RefSeq and is a predicted model, not a curated record. The coding region runs from base 1 to 1842 and encodes 613 amino acids. Lineage: Eukaryota; Metazoa; Nematoda; Chromadorea; Rhabditida; Ancylostomatidae. The transcript has 2 exons.